AUGAAUGAGGCGAGACAUUUUAAUUCUGCAAUCUCAAUAAACGGUGCCGUUUAUUCGGUGGGCGGAUAUGAGAGUAACCGAACUGCAGAAUGUUAUAAUCCAGUUACAAAGAGGUGGAAUUACAUUGCGUCAAUGAAUUAUGGUCGUCAUUGUUGUGGGAUUUGUACGCACAACGAUUUGAUAUAUGUUGUUGCUGGAUUGAUCGCUUCAAGUGUUGAAAACUAUAAUCCGGCAACUGACAAGUGGCACUUAUGUGCAAAUAUACCCGCAGGAGGCUCUUCUGGGUACACUCGUUCAGCAGUGGUAGAAAAUAACAUUUACAGCGUAGUUGAUAUGCAGUCCGAUGGCUUUAAUCUAUGUUUUCGCCUUGACCCUAGAGAAGGGCGGUGGGAUGAUGUGAAAGAAAUGGUAGGAGGAAGCAAUGAUUUUGGACUGGUAUCUUAUGGUCAUUCAUUGUUCUAUAUUGGACAUGGUUGCUGCAAACGUCUCGACGUGCGUAUGAAUAAAUGGGAGUCGAUUCCUUCCCCGCAGUUGGGAAGAUAUGGUUUUUCGGCGGUGAUAGCUGCUGAUGACAUUUAUGUGUUGGGCGGCGAGACAUUCUAUCGGGCAAGGCAAUAUGUUACGAGUGUAGACCGCUUUAACAUCCGUAAAAAUGCGUGGACUGCAAUCGAAUCAAUGGCAAUUAAACAUAUUGCCGGAGGGGCUGCAGUAGUCAGCGGUUGUUUUGAUUAA
Glossina fuscipes is the source of this 732-nucleotide messenger RNA. RefSeq names its product kelch-like protein 20. NCBI's taxonomy places the organism in Eukaryota, Metazoa, Arthropoda, Insecta, Diptera, Glossinidae. The transcript has a single exon. Gene Ontology annotation, molecular function: protein binding. The coding region runs from base 1 to 732 and encodes 243 amino acids. The record is from RefSeq and is a predicted model, not a curated record.